AUGGCAUCAAAUGAUAAAGAUCGAUAUGCGUCUAAUACGUCAGGCUUGACCGAGGCGGAGACGGCUCUGCUGGAUCUGGCAGCUGACAACCGCCAGAAAGUCUUAUCGCUGUCUAGCAAGGAGGAGCUACUAUUGCAACUUUAUGAUCAAAUCCAGGAACUAGAGCUGGAACGCGCAAUCCUAGAGCAAGAUUCGGAGGAGACCACAGCUGAAGAUGCGGAAGAGCAGCUUUCAGUCGCAGAGCGCGAACUCUUAGAAGCUCGGGCGACAUUCACAGUGCAAAGAAAAGCGACUGAAUCGAUUCUCAUGACGGAUCCGAUUUUGAAAGCAGUGCACUCAAAAGCGACAUCCCCUGCAGAAAGAGCUCUUCUGCCAUUAGUCAACUGUCGAGACGUACUGUCCCUUGUUUAUGAAAACCUUUCCAUCGCGCGAACCGCUACAGUUGAAGCACUAUCAAAUGCCGAGGUUGAAAAUAUACGCCUGAUGGAACAAAAUAAAGGACUAGCUUCCGAACUCUUGGCGUUAACAGCGCAAGAGACAUCGUGGCGCGACCGGGUCAGUGAUAAAGCUGUGAUCGCUCAGCUAGAGGAUAUCGAGCAAGAGUACAAGAAGACUCGCGCUCAGAGGGAUACUAUUCAGAGUAUGAUUAGCGCAUUGGUAGUAGGAAGCGGAGUUGACUGGGCUCGUGAUGACCGAUUGCGCAAUCUGGUGCUUGAUGAGCUAGAUUGA
Messenger RNA from Talaromyces amestolkiae, 729 nucleotides. RefSeq lists its product as uncharacterized. Gene Ontology annotation, biological process: kinetochore assembly. The record is from RefSeq and is a predicted model, not a curated record. The transcript is spliced from 3 exons. Lineage: Eukaryota; Fungi; Ascomycota; Eurotiomycetes; Eurotiales; Trichocomaceae. Gene Ontology annotation, cellular component: kinetochore. Bases 1 to 729 code for a protein of 242 amino acids.